Messenger RNA from Aaosphaeria arxii CBS 175.79, 372 nucleotides. RefSeq lists its product as uncharacterized. Bases 124 to 327 code for a protein of 67 amino acids. The record is from RefSeq and is a predicted model, not a curated record. NCBI's taxonomy places the organism in Eukaryota, Fungi, Ascomycota, Dothideomycetes, Pleosporales. The transcript has a single exon.
AGUCUUUUUAGGAGGAAGAGACGAAGGGGGACUCCACUUUAUCGUCAAGACUUGCCGCCUGUGUGAACGCCGAGUGGGGGGAUGUCAUGCAGGCGCGGAGGUGCGGUCCGCGUUUAAGGCGGGAUGAGCUUGGUGGUCACGCCUGGGAACAGGAUAAUGAAAGAACACGGUGGUGAAUUGGGCAAUUCUGGGAGGAUUUCGACUGCCGAAGGGGCAAUUGGAGACGGCGAGGGACGCGAUUCGAUGCGAAAGCCGGUGGAGGAGGCAAACGGCCUAAUAAAAGAAAGAGUGGGCGUUUUGCGAAUCAUGAGUAGAAUUGGGAUGUGAGAGGCGGGACUGGCCAAUUCUGGAAGCGCCCGUACGGAUUACACG